UUUGUUUUGUUUUCUUUUGUUGAAUGAAUUGUUCCUUUUUUCUGGGUGGGGUGGGAUGGGUUGAUGUCACACCCAAACCCCUGUGUGUCCCCAGUCCCUCUUCAUGUUCCCCUUCUCGCCCUCCUCCUCCUCCACCCUCUCCUCCAUGGCCCCCACCCUGGACACCAUAUCCGAGUUGGACAUCCUGUCCGACAUCUCGGAGGACGAUCCGUUCUCCUGGACAGGCGGGGAGCAGCCGGACGGGGACGAGCCCUCUCGCCCCGCAGCCUUUUCGGACCGCGACCCCAGCCCUGCCACUGUCCCCACCGGCCCCAACGCCUCCGCCUCUCCUGCUCUUCUUCCUCCCACCCCUCCUUCUUCUCUCUCCUCCUCCUCCUCCUCCUCCUCCUCCUCCACCUCCUCCUCCCCGGGCUGCGAGUGCUGCGUCGAGUCCCCGGACGGCACCCCCUCCGACGGCGAGGCGCAGCAGCAUCAGCAGCAUCAGCAGCCCCAGCCUCCCCGCUCCAGCUUCUCCCUGCUGGCCGCCUGCAAUGGCCUGCGGCUGCCCUCGCUCCUGGACGAGGACGGUUACCUGUGUUUCCCCAGCCUCCCCGAGGAGUCGCUGGCGGCCGUGCUGCCCGCCGGCCUCCAGCGCCACCUGCCCCUCUCCUCGCCCUCCCUCGUGCCGUCCUUCCUGGUCAUCUUCGCCGUGCUGCUCUCCGCCUCGCAGUCCCUGGCCUUCGCCCUGCUCCUGGCGCUGCCCCUGGCGCUCGCCCUCUGCUACCUGGAGGCCCGGGCCUCGUCCCGCCUGCUGCCUCCCCAGGCGCAGUGCACCCAGCUGGGCUCGCCGGAGGAGUUAUGUGACCCUGCUGCUUAAAGAAAGCCGCUGCCCCACCUUCCGCCACCAACCACCCACUCCCAAUUCUCGUUUCCCUCCCCCUACAAAAAAAAGCCUUUGCACACUCCCACCAGUGCCACCUUGCAGUGUGUGUGUGUGUGUGUGUGUUACCUCCAGUCCUGCACCCACCCACCCACCCAACCUCCCUUCUGCUGUCUCGGUGUCUGCUGUCCCCCACCUUCUCCCUCUGCCCCACUCCUCUGCCCAUACUUUCUGUGUAUCUGUUAACUGUUAGCGAUGCCCUGUUGAGCUUGUUCUUGGGGAGGAAAAACUUCCGUAUUGGUGUUUGCAAUCCCAACAAAUCCAGUAGCGCUAUGGUAACGCCAGUGGGUAAUUUAGGCUCCGUCUUGCCAAUAGUUGCUUUUUUUUUUUCUCUCUCUCAAAUCUUUUAAACCUUUUGUUUCCCACUCAAGCCCUUCUAUUUGCUCACCUUUCAGGCCUAAUAGGAAUCCAAGUAUUUGUGUAGCAAGAUGCUGCUUUGAGAGAUUUAGCCUAUAAGUCUUGUGUGAAAAUCUCUUGUACUGUGCGGAUAAGCCACAAACAAGCGACUAUGCCAAUGCCUUUUAAAUGCGCUUAAUAUAAGACACAAAAUCCCUAAAUUUCAAAGACCUCGAUUUGUGCCACAAUGCCCAAGUGUGCCGUCUAUUUCUACCCCAAGGACUCCUUUGUAAUAUGAAGAUGAACUUCAGGUCUUUUUAUACUGUAACAUAGAAAUUUAAUCCAUUUUAAUAUAUCAGUGAUAAAAAGAGAACCCACCUUCAUGUACACAGAAAAAAAAAAAAAAAUCAAACCAGUAACCCCUGGACCGCUUGGUGUUCUGAGAAGAGCAUGCGCAUUUCCUCAUAACCCCCUCCCCCCACCCACCCUCAUGCCUCCGAUUGGCCAGCCUCAGAGCGGAGGAGGGACCUUCCCCUCAUGACAUCAUGACACCAUCUGAUAUGUUUGUUAGUGUGUGUGUGAG
Molecule: messenger RNA, 1838 nt
Organism: Clupea harengus (Atlantic herring)
Lineage: Eukaryota; Metazoa; Chordata; Actinopteri; Clupeiformes; Clupeidae
Product: band 4.1-like protein 3
Exons: 1
Coding region: 104-856 (250 amino acids)
Source: RefSeq, a predicted model, not a curated record